CGGAUUGCAGUGACUGACUGCCCAAUGGCAGCCCCGAGUCUCAGGAGAGUUACAGAGAGAGGGGGGGAGAGAGAGAGAGAGAGUCACUUUCUGCCAUCCAAAUCCCUUAAACCAUCCUCAUUCCAAUACGAGAACCCACUGUAACAACUUCCAACCACUGAGACAUGACAGGCAGGAGCCCAGAGGCAGCAGCAGCAGCAAGAACAGCGGCAGCAGCACAUACUCUGCCCAGGGAGCAGCAUUAGCACCAGGGGAAUACUAGACACAACAAUACAAACAAACAAACAAACAAACAGACAAAGCCCCCCCAAGCCCAAGGGACUGGAUUCCAACUCAGAUUCAAGCCACAGCUGACACCAAAAAGGGUGGGGAAUUACGACCAGGGGGGCCCAGAAAGGAAUAACCAAGGAAGCGAACUCCAAGAGUGUAAACGGGAUUCAGCCAUGAUCCUUUUUUCAUCUCGCAGUGUGUUACUCUCAGUGUAUUACCCUCAGAUUUUCCUCAUCCUUACCAGUGGGAGUUACCUGUAAGUGAUCCAGAUUUUUUUUUUAUUUUAUUUUUUUUUUUUCAAAAUCCUGUUUGAAAUUACCCCGCUAGCAGCUACCUAGGGGGUAACGCGCAAAGCAAGCAGAGGGAGCCGGGAGAAGCCAGCACGGGCGGCAGCUCCGUGCAGUGCGUGGUGGUGAGGAUGGUGGUGGCGGAGGUGCUGUGCUGGUGGCGGUGGUGUUGGCGCCGCUGCUUGAACGCUGCCGGGGGAAGGUGCGCACCGCCAGAGCUUUGUCAUCCGUGGUGGCUUUAGGAGCUAAUAUCAUCUGCAACAAAAUCCCAGGCCUGGCCCCUCGGCAGCGAGCGAUCUGCCAGAGCCGCCCUGAUGCCAUCAUUGUGAUUGGGGAAGGGGCACAAAUGGGAAUCAAUGAGUGUCAGUACCAGUUUCGGUACGGGAGGUGGAACUGCUCUGCACUGGGAGAGAAAACAGUCUUUGGACAAGAGCUUCGAGUAGGAAGCAGGGAAGCUGCGUUCACCUAUGCCAUUACUGCUGCCGGGGUUGCACAUGCUGUCACGGCCGCCUGCAGCCAGGGCAACCUCAGCAAUUGUGGCUGUGACCGAGAGAAACAGGGCUACUACAACCAGGAGGAGGGCUGGAAGUGGGGAGGCUGCUCUGCGGAUAUCAGAUACGGCAUUGAGUUCUCCCGGAGGUUUGUUGAUGCCCGAGAAAUCAAAAAGAAUGCACGGAGGCUGAUGAACUUGCACAACAAUGAGGCUGGAAGAAAGGUUCUUGAAGAAAGAAUGAAAUUGGAGUGCAAGUGUCAUGGAGUUUCAGGUUCCUGUACAACUAAGACCUGCUGGACCACGCUUCCUAAAUUCAGAGAGAUUGGAUAUAUUCUGAAAGAGAAAUACAAUGCUGCAGUGCAAGUGGAGGUGGUACGAGCCAGUAGACUAAGGCAGCCAACCUUCCUGAAGAUCAAGCAGAUUAAGAGUUACCAGAAACCCAUGGAAACAGAUUUAGUGUAUAUCGAAAAGUCACCCAACUACUGUGAGGAAGAUGCUUCCACGGGGAGCGUCGGUACCCAGGGACGACUCUGCAACCGUACCUCUCCCAACGCGGAUGGGUGCGACAUGAUGUGCUGUGGGAGAGGGUACAACACACACCAGUACACCAAGGUGUGGCAAUGCAAUUGCAAAUUCCACUGGUGCUGCUUUGUGAAGUGCAACACGUGUAGCGAGCGGACAGAGGUGUUCACCUGCAAAUAAUGGCAUCACGUGCAAAUGAACAGAACAAAUAACCACGAGUGAAGAAAGUGGAGUACAACAAACGACGACAGCAUCAUUUUGCACAUCUAGUCUUCUUCGGGGAAAAAAACAAAAAAACAAAACACGAACCAAUACAAAACAAACAACACUACAACAACCACUCCCUAUCCUACUACGUACACUUCAAAGGAUGGUGCGUUUUGGCUGGCUGGCUGUUGUAACUGAUUUGGAAACAAGGGUAACAGGAUUAAGGUGAUGUUGACAACCACAUGAAACUUUCUCCCUCUCUCUUUUUUUAACUACAAUCUGGGUGUUGCAGAGUUCUCUGAGUAUGUGUUUUAAGUUAUACAUAUCAGAGAAGCUGAUUGCACCACAGCUACCAUGAAAUUCAAAAGAAAAAGACAUUUUCUCUUAUUUUACAACAAAAAAAACCCCUAAGCCCUGCGCAAAUAAAGACUUUUUAUUUUUUUUUUUGUUUUUUUUUUUUGUUUUAGGUAGUGAAACCUUCACUGACUAGAACACAGCAGUCUUGCUGCAAAAACCUGAGUUUCUAAGAAAGCAGGUAGAAAGAAAACAACUGGUAGGGAGAAAAAAAUCUAUGGUGGAAAUACUCCACUAUCAGUUUGGAAAAAAAUAAAGUUAACAAAAGUACAUCAGCUGCCAGUGACACUGGAACUCUUUGAAUGAACAUUGAAAAUAAUUAUUUAUGUUUUUAAUAGUAUCAAAAAAUUCUAAGCACUAACGGGUAGCUAUGUCUUAAUUCUGUACUAAAUGUAAACUUAUUGGAACUCUGACUUUAUGAUUUUUGUAUUUGGUUCUCCCUAAGUUCUUCAAUGCUACUGAUCUGUUGCCACUCCACUAUUAGAGAUUUCAAUUACUGUAGGCCUUAAGCAAUUACCAGACUGAGCAGAAAGAUCACGCGAAACUGUGGUUACAAAUGCUUGAUAAAGACUUUUCCCGCUUGCCUCCUGAAUAAGAAUGACUCUUUUUAGACUCAGGCUUAAGGCAUGGAGCACCUGCCCUCAGCUCCUCAUAGAGUUUUAGGAUAUGAAUACAUGCUUCAACAAAUGUCAAAGGUUUUGCUUUGCUGACAAAUGCACUGGCAGGAUCUUCCAAGCAUUGCAUUUUGCCUUUAAUGGUUGAAAGUUAAUAUUACAUAUAGUUUUAAAUAACUUAUGCUCAGUAUGAACAGAGAAGAUAAUACAAAUAUGGUAGCUGAGCUCUAGGUUGCUGCAACCUGUGAGCUGUGGUGGCUUCAUGAGCAUAAGAAAGCUAGUAUUUGAGUUAGUCUCUGUUGUUGUUAUUCUAAGGCUGGCAAUAACGUACCCCCUAGUAAAUACAUGUAUGUUGAGAAAGAAGCUGACUUUUUACACCAACACUCAAUUCUAAUUCACACACCUUUUCCCUAUGAGAGAUCAAAAAAAAAUUCCUCAGAUACUUUACUACUGUAAAAUCUAGUGUUUUUAAACCCCAAAGCCAGAUAUGCCCACUUAGUACACAGAACACUUAAUCCUAUGUUUGCUUGCAGCAAGGGUCCCUACCUGAUUUUCUGAAAACUUGGAUUAAAAAUUUCCUAAGGUCUGCGUAUCUGCAUUUCUAGCUUUUGUUUCAUUUUAUUACUUUUAUCGAGGGUCUGCACAGCCAGGGACACGGAACACGGGAGCACUUCCCAUACCACACAGUGCUCUUGGCACUUUGGGGUGGUGGAGCUACUGCUCUGCCAGCUCCCGUGCUGGAUGUGUGAAUGAGCCAGGAUUACCUCCAGAAUUUAUGGACCUGUACUAUCAAAAGUAACUAAUCACCUGGGGACCUUCCUUCAAAUGCUUAUGAGGACCUGUCUUACCAACCCCAAGCACUUACCCUCUGAAAAUCAGACUCCUUUGAUGAGCCUCCAUGGAGCAAUCCAAAAUUGAAGAGCUCAUUUUUUCCCUUGUUGCUGUUGAUUUCUAAAUACUAGCUAGAAAUUCAAACUCAGCCUUGGCGUGAACGAGUGCAACUCCACAGAAGUCAGCAGGAGCCCCCAAAAUGCUAGAGUCACUCCAUAUAAUUUAAAAAUCCCUUUGAUUCAUGGGUAUUGUUGUUGAAUAAUAGUGAUAUACUGUACUUUCACUACAUUCUUGACAGGAAGCAAAUAAAGCUCCCAAGCACAGUAAUGCACAGUCUUGUGGUACUAGGUACUGUAAAUAUAUUAGAAUAGUAUUUGUUAAGUACAAUUGAGGAAUCCAAUUAAGUUAUAUUAUUGUAUAUCAUUUAAAUGUCUAUAGAGUAUUUUAAAUUAUUGUGAACUACACUGCGUUAAAAAAGAAAAAAAAAAAGGUUAUAUAUUAUAACACCAACCACUCUGAAAAGUGGACCAAAGUGACACUUUCUCCUUUUUUUUUUUUUUUUUUACAUACCCCUAUUUCAAAUACCUCUGUCAGCUAUUGUAACACCAUGGUAACAGUCCUACAAUUGGAUUAGCUCUGUUUCAGAGCAUCCUAUAAAAGCUUUGCUUGUGUGGGGGUGCAGCAUUCAGAAAGGUACUGUAUUGCACAAAGCAGAGGCUGACCACAAAAAUCCAUGGACUUUGAACUAUGUCCAAAGAAAAAGCAGUUUUGGUCAGGAAAACACCAUUACCAGUAAUAUACCGAAACAUCCCCCCAAAAGGUCGACCUUUUAAUGAAGGUGUCUGUGAACAGAAGUGGAUUACACACGACUUUCAUUUUUAAAAAUGUAGACUGAUGUCAAAGAACUGUGAGAAUAGAGGUUUGAAUGCGACCAGCAACACAACGUGGUUUAACCAUACCUUAGCCAUGACAAAACUCAAAAUACUGUAUGUUAUUAAAGAAUUUAAGAGCAAAGAUCAAUUUGUUUACUACGUUAAUGUUUUAUGGCAAGCAGAAAACAAAAAAUGAAAUGUGUUUCCAUUAAAACUUAUUUUUUUCCCCUUCUA
Molecule: messenger RNA, 4684 nt
Organism: Columba livia (rock pigeon)
Lineage: Eukaryota; Metazoa; Chordata; Aves; Columbiformes; Columbidae
Gene: WNT7B
Product: Wnt family member 7B
Exons: 4
Coding region: 904-1752 (282 amino acids)
Biological process (GO): canonical Wnt signaling pathway; neuron differentiation; multicellular organism development
Cellular component (GO): extracellular region
Molecular function (GO): cytokine activity; frizzled binding
Source: RefSeq, a predicted model, not a curated record